This is a messenger RNA of Stereum hirsutum FP-91666 SS1, 768 nucleotides long. RefSeq lists its product as uncharacterized. The transcript is spliced from 6 exons. The record is from RefSeq and is a predicted model, not a curated record. Lineage: Eukaryota; Fungi; Basidiomycota; Agaricomycetes; Russulales; Stereaceae. Bases 1 to 768 code for a protein of 255 amino acids.
AUGUCAUCUCAGUCCAUUUUCCAGACCGUCAACGCCUAUAUCGGGUUUGUGGCCUCUGCUAUUACUAUCGGUGCUUGUGCGUAUACUGUCUUCAAACUCAAGGACAACGAGGAGUUCCGAAAUUACUUCUCACGAACUUUACCCAUUCGUUGGACCAAUGUCACCACAGUCGCCUCAGACCGCUUCGUCGUUCUGUCAUCCCCAUUUACUCGCAACGGCACUAUCCAUCGCGAGAUGCAGAGCGCAUUUUCCGCUAUUCGUGGUGUCGUCGCAGGUGCUUAUCCCAAUGUCGCUGAUGUUGUGAAGCACAUAGGUCGCAAUAUCAGGGGCCUCUUUGCUAACUUCUCAGAGGUAAUGAUUACAACGUCUGUAGUCAAUUGCAAGAUUCUUACCCCAGUCCUCCAUAGUCUGUGCUUCCAAUGCAUCGCACCGGCUACUGUCAUAUCCCUGAGCCAUCCUAUCAUCUCAGCCGGCGAAGACAAUCAUGCCCUCGAGGAACUCCAGCAUGAUGCCGCUCAGCUCGACCCCACAACCAUCGAGCCCGAUGGUGUGCAUGUUAUUGCACCUGCGGACAAAGACAUGCAAACUGGGAUUGAAGGAACUGUAUCUUCUUCGGGCUCUACUAGCCCGACCGCUGAACCGCAGCGCAUUGUCGAUCAGCCUCCUCCUCCCACCGUUGAAUCUGAUGACGCACAUAUCCCCAUGCCCGCUGGUGCAGCCGUUCACGCUGGCAUCGGAGGCGCAAUGCCAUCCUCGGACGGGUCCUGA